AUGGCUUCGAUGUACACAAACGUCAUGGCCCUUCUUGAUGGCCAUACGCAGAAGAAAGACAGUCUUGCUGUAGAAGUGGCUUCUCUGCGUGUGGAAAACACCUUUCUGCGAAGUACGUCACCAGGGCUGCAGCACACCUGGGGGCCAUACACGCCUCCGCGGCCACAGAAUCAACCAGCCUUGGAAUGGGUUGUCACCAAGGAAAUGCUCCAAGAAACGCUGCGAGGCCACAAUGCCGACAUUGAUGAAUCUUUCGCGUUGAGCAAGGCGUUGGACUUCCCGUCUCGGGAGCGCUCCCAUGCACAGCACAUUGUCAGCAACCGAUUGUUCCAGGAUUGGAUAGCCUCACCGCACUCAACCAAGCUUUUGAUGUUACGUGGUCAUCCACGCUUCAUACCUCUCAUAUGGCUUUGUGGUCUCCAUCUUGAUCCGGAUGAGAGCUCAGUGGGUGGUGGCUCCAUGCUCUGCAGCCUCAUUGACCAGCUUCUGCGUCGACAUGAAUUUGACUUGAGUUCGAUAACAACAACUGGAGCUGUCGAUUUCAACCUCUUGCAGGCUGGCGACGACAAAGAGUUGUUGCGCUCACUGUACUUCCUGGUUCUUCAGAUUCCAGACGCCAUCACCCUCGUUCUCCUCAUAGACAACGUCGUGCUUUACGAACGAGAGGAGAUGAAUGCUUUCGAUGCUUUGGCCGGUCUAUUAGGAAUGUGA
Molecule: messenger RNA, 711 nt
Organism: Colletotrichum aenigma
Lineage: Eukaryota; Fungi; Ascomycota; Sordariomycetes; Glomerellales; Glomerellaceae
Exons: 4
Coding region: 1-711 (236 amino acids)
Source: RefSeq, a predicted model, not a curated record